Molecule: messenger RNA, 276 nt
Organism: Insectozyma verbasci
Lineage: Eukaryota; Fungi; Ascomycota; Pichiomycetes; Serinales; Debaryomycetaceae
Source: the annotation of a GenBank genome assembly
AUGCAAUUUUCAAUCAUCGCUUUAUUUGCUACUGCUGUUUUCGUUGACGCUGCUAUUACUACUGUUAAAUCAGAAGUUGUUGCAACUAUCACUUCAUGUGGUCCAGAAGUAACUAAUUGUCCAGCUGCUUCAUCAGCUCCAGUUAUUGUUGAAUCAUCAUCAAUUGCUCCAAAUGCUACUGCUCCAAUUGCUAAUGUCUCAACUUAUGAAGGUGCUGCUAAUAAACAAUUUGCCGCUGGUGCAUUUGCUUUAGCUGCUGGUGCUUUAUUAUUAUAA